AUGACAGCUUCACCAAAAACACCUACAUCCUUGAACGAAGGGAUUGCACUCUAUACUCCAUUUCUUCUCCGCUAUUUCUAUGAUUUCUGGGUCCUAUGGGUUUCCAACAAGUUUGCAUGGAAAUGCCCAACCUCAACCGUCCAGCUCCCAUUGUUCAAGGCCGCCAUGGGUCAGAGCCACCUCGACAUCGGCGUCGGCACAGGCUACUACCCAGCAAAGAGCCUAAAGGCCGGCGCCAAAUGUACUGAAAUCACCCUCCUGGACCUCAGUCCCAACUCGCUUCAGGCUACCGAGCAGCGCAUCCUGGAGACGGUAGGCCGGGAGGCGGUCCGCGUGAACACUGUCGUGGCUUCGGCCCUGGAGCCACUUCCCUUCGACAAGGCCAAAAAGUUCAACUCAAUUAGUGUUUUCUUCCUGUUGCACUGUAUGCCGGGGACACCUGAAGAAAAGUGCAAGCUGUUCGACGUGGUGCGGCCGCAUCUGGCGGAGGACGGCGUGCUUGUGGGAACGACUGUCCUUGGUCAGGGUGUACCAAUCAACUGGCUGGGACAGAAAAUGAUGAACAGCUACAACAACAAUACAAAGUCUUUCCAUAACUCGGAGGACAACAAGGCUCAGUUUGAUGAGGGCCUUCGUCGGAACUUUGAGGAGGUGGAUUCGUGGAUCAUGGGCCAGGUUAUGCUCUUCAAGGCGAGGAAGCCAAGACAACAAGAUGCCAUCACCAAUGUAGUUCCGAAAGACAACUUGGAUUGA
Aspergillus niger is the source of this 753-nucleotide messenger RNA. RefSeq lists its product as uncharacterized. Bases 1 to 753 code for a protein of 250 amino acids. The record is from RefSeq and is a predicted model, not a curated record. Gene Ontology annotation, molecular function: methyltransferase activity. NCBI's taxonomy places the organism in Eukaryota, Fungi, Ascomycota, Eurotiomycetes, Eurotiales, Aspergillaceae. The transcript has a single exon.